AUGCUCGCGCGGGUGCAGAAUGAGAACGCACACGCGGACAGGCGUCGGGAGCGGGACGACCGGCGGCGCUCCCAAGCGCAACAGCAACAGCAGCAAGUGCCCGGGGCAGGGGCAGGACCAGGACAGCAAGGCGGCAACGUCGUCCCGCCGUCGCCUGCGCUCGUGCGGCAUGGGUCGAGGCAGCGGAAAGUGCCUGCGGCGCUCACGCCUGGUGGGGCGAUGGCGGGUGUGCAGGGGAAUAUACCGAUUGGGGGCACGUUGCAGCCGCAGAGGAAUUCGCAGAUGCAUAUGCAGCAGCAGCUGCAGCAGGGACAGCAUCCGUAUGCGGGACCGGGGAUUGGAGUUGGGUAUGAGUAUGCUCAGCAGCAGCAGCAACUACAACAAGCGCAGCAGCAGCAGUAUGGGAGAACGUCGCCGAUGGUGACGGCUAGUGUUGGUGCGGGUGCGCCUGUGGCUGCUGUGAGCCAUGUGAGGGCGAUGGGUGGGGAUGUGGGUGUUGCGCAGGAUUAUCAGGGUCAACAGGGUCAGGGACAGCAGAUGCAUGAUGAGGAUGUGCAGAAACCGUCGUUUUUGAAGCUUUUGACGUGUCGGUGCUGA
Messenger RNA from Psilocybe cubensis, 597 nucleotides. RefSeq lists its product as uncharacterized. Lineage: Eukaryota; Fungi; Basidiomycota; Agaricomycetes; Agaricales; Agrocybaceae. The transcript has a single exon. The coding region runs from base 1 to 597 and encodes 198 amino acids. The record is from RefSeq and is a predicted model, not a curated record.